AUGGUUUUUUCUGCUUCACAUUCCGUGUUCAUUAUCUGCAGAGAUGCGGCUGGAAUCGCAGGGAACAUAUUUGCUUUUGGGCUGUUUCUUUCACCAAUACACACAUAUAGAAGAAUCAUAAGAAACCGUUCAACUGAAGAGUUCUCAGGGCUACCAUACAUAUAUGCCCUUUUGAACUGCUUGAUCUGCACAUGGUAUGGAUCGCCUCUUGUAUCUUCUGAUAAUUUACUGAUCAUGACGGUGAAUUCAGCUGGUGCAGUGUUUCAAUUAGUCUACAUAGCCCUCUUCAUAAUAUAUGCUGAGAAAUCGAAAAAGGUGAGGAUGCUGGGAUUUCUGUUGGCAGAUUUUGGUCUAUUUGCAAUCAUAGUUUUUGGGAGCUUGCAAAUGACUGACCUUUUUAUGCGCCAGCUGAUUGUUGGACUGCUUAGUUGUGUUUCUCUCAUAUCAAUGUUUGCUUCUCCCAUGUUUAUAAUUAACUUGGUGAUCCGGACAAAGAGUGUCGAAUUUAUGCCAUUUUAUCUCUCCCUUUCUACCUUCCUAAUGAGCACGUCAUUCUUUCUUUAUGGAAUUUUUAAUUACGAUCUCUUCAUUUAUCUUCCAAAUGGCAUAGGAACCAUUUUGGGGAUUGUACAAUUAGCUUUGUACUUUUACUAUAAGGAUUCAUCUAAAGAAGACUCCAGAGAACCGUUGAUAGAUCCAUAUCCAUAA
Molecule: messenger RNA, 708 nt
Organism: Prunus armeniaca (apricot)
Lineage: Eukaryota; Viridiplantae; Streptophyta; Magnoliopsida; Rosales; Rosaceae
Source: the annotation of a GenBank genome assembly